ACAUGUCAGCAUUUUUGAACUAGACGUUCUUCCUGGGGACACUGGUACGGAACGAACGCGUUCGUUUGAAGUUGCCCUCCGUGACGUGGAGAAGCCCCAGCGCAUCUUUUUGCACCCGAAGGACAGCCGAGUGUUUGUCACUGUGCAUCCAUCAAGCUUGCGCUUGUGGAGCAUACCGCGUAUUAGCAAGGAGAUAGCUCCCGGUGGAAUUCUAUUCCCAGAUCGGGCGCAGCUUCAGCGAUGCUGCUCCACCGUUCUUUUGCCCAAGGGAGGGAAUGGCUCCAGAGAGGGUGCCCUACAGAUUUGGGAUGUGGCGUUCUCUGUCGAUGCAAGCUGCCUCCUUGCCUUGACUGAUAGCCUUUUAGUGUGGAAAGUCUCCACAGACAGCAGCGGACUAACAGGUUUGCAGCUUGUCCAGCAGUUGGCCAUGGAAACCGAUGAGGACUUUUGCGAUGUGCCCCAGAUUCUGCGGUUUGUUGGCACGCCGCAAGUUCAAGCGAUUGUGUUGGCGUCGCCCAGCGGCUGUGACCUGCGUGUGUACAGAUUUUCCUCCACGAGCUCAUCGCCCGUGGGGCCACUCCUGCAGCUUGUGCGCUUGGCAUCUGCAGGCUCCAAUGCAGCAGCGCGGUUGGAAGUUGACAAUACUGCGU
Molecule: messenger RNA, 650 nt
Organism: Durusdinium trenchii
Lineage: Eukaryota; Dinophyceae; Suessiales; Symbiodiniaceae
Source: the annotation of a GenBank genome assembly